Molecule: messenger RNA, 1057 nt
Organism: Parasteatoda tepidariorum (common house spider)
Lineage: Eukaryota; Metazoa; Arthropoda; Arachnida; Araneae; Theridiidae
Gene: Trax
Product: Translin associated factor X
Molecular function (GO): sequence-specific DNA binding
Source: RefSeq, a predicted model, not a curated record
CUUAAGCUUUUACUAAUGCUAUACACCAUCAUCAAAAAAUAUGACAUAAUCUAAUUUUUUACUUAAAAAUUUUUUGUUUUCUCUCUUGGAAUAUUAAUUUACUUCGUAUGAUAACGUUUUAGACAUCAAAACCUAUUUUUAUCGACUUCUAUUCGAUCAUGAGUCAUCGUGGAGGAGGGCAUGCUCAACGGAAACGUAAAAAUUUUAAGGCAGAAAAGCCAGGAGAAAAUGCGAAUGAAGAAGAUCUAUCACCCAUCGCAAAGGUGUUUUUAGGUUACCAAACUGAACUAGAUGCGCGCUAUGACAAACAUGAAAGGUUGAUCAAGAAGAGCAGAGACUUAACCAUCGAAAGCAAACGUAUUAUAUUUCUUCUUCAUAGAAUUUCAAAUGACCAAAACUGUGAUGAAGUUUUAGAGCAGGCAAAGUUACGUUUGAAUGAUUUAUUCAACACUGUAAUUCAUGAUAUAGCCAUGGAAUUGUCUAAAAGAGAAGUUUACCAGUUUAUUAAGGCUUACAGUGCAGGUCUACAAGAAUAUGUUGAAGCUGUAUCAUUUUACUAUUAUUUGAAAUAUGGUCACUUGAUCAGCAUUGAAAAAGUACAUAAUCAAGAUUUUCUCAAAGAUUGCCCAAAGGGUGAGGAAAAAGUAAAAGAAAAUGAUGUUACUCUGGCAGAAAUGUUGUCACCCACUGAUUACAUCUUAGGAAUAGCAGACUUGACUGGUGAAUUGAUGAGAAAAUGUAUCAACAGUGUUGCCAACGGAGACAUAGAUGAACCUUUCCAACUUUGUUAUGUAUUGCAAAAUAUUCAUGAGGCGUUUUUAAUUUACUCCAACCACUCAAGAGAAUUGAAGAGAAAAAUAUUCACUUUGCAAAAUAGUUUGCGAAAAGUAGAGAAUGCAUGUUAUGCCAUUCAAAUCAGAGGAUCUGAAAUUCCAAAGCAUAUGUUAGCUGACUUUUUCAGCUGUGAUGAAUUCCAAGAAUCUGCAAAUUGUGAAGAUUGAAGUAUUUUUUCAAGUAUUUAUACAUAUACUUAUUUGUUUUAUUAAAUUCAUUUUUA